AAGUAGCCUAAACAAAACAGCAGAAAUGUUAAAAUACUAAAUGUUUAAGGGAUAUUCUGUUUUAAUUUAGGAUUGUCACAGUAAAAACUGUUAACUAAUGUGUAACUAACUAUUUUUGUAAGGGCAUUGUACCCUUUAGGAAUGUACAGUAUCAGAAUGCAAAAAGUAAAGCUACGCCCACGGGAGCACUAACGUUACAAGAAAAAGGGGGAACAACGAGGACUGUUAGCCUACUCUCACUCUAUCCAUCAUUGUUAAAUACUGGAGGCUAGUAACACAGGAAACAGAAGCUCAGGCCAGAUAACUCCACUAUCAAGUUGACUUCGGCGGCAACAGGAGAGUUGGUAGGAAGUUAUCUGUAUUCUGUUUUAGCGCCGAAACCUGAAGAAAACCAGGAAACAACGUACGGUCGACAUUCGGAAAUCAUACAGAAAUGAGGAGGAUGGCUCCCUCUCUAAUACAAGCAUUCAGGAGGCGGUGGUGGAUGGCCGUCACAGCGGUGUUGGAGAAUCUGUUGUGUUCGGCUGUGCUGUUGGGCUGGGGCUCUCUGCUCAUCAUGCUCAAAAGAGAGGGCUUUUACUCUCACCUGUGUCCAGAAGAAAAUACGACUGAGAAUGUGAAUGUUAGCAAACCAGAUGACUGGCUGAGCUGUGUGGAACAGGAUGAAAUGUUGAAUUUGGGCUUCACCAUUGGCUCAUUUCUGCUCAGUGCCGCCACACUGCCAUUGGGUAUUCUCAUGGAUCGGUUCGGCCCCAGGCCACUGCGCCUCGGCGGAAGUGCGUGUUUUGCGGUCUCUUGUAUGAUCAUAUCCAUAUCAGCCUAUCAACCAAAAGUACUCUCUGCACUCAUUUUUCUGGCUCUGUCACUCAAUGGCUUUGGAGGGAUCUGUCUGACCUUCACAUCUCUCACGCUGCCGAACAUGUUUGGAAGCCUGAGCUCCACUGUGUUGUCACUGAUGAUUGGCUCAUACGCAUCGUCGGCUGUCACCUUCCCUGGAGUCAAGCUGAUAUAUGAUGCCGGGGUGCCGUUUACUGUUAUCAUGUGGACGUGGGCCGGCCUGGCAAGUCUGGUGUGGCUCAACUGUUUCCUGAACUGGCCAGUAGAAGGGUUUGCUACCCCUGAAGAGAUUAUGGAAAAGAUGCAUGCAGCUGAAAACCACAAAUUGUCUCCAGUUGAAGAGGCGACGGGAGAAACCGAGAAACUGUCUGCUGUAGCUCAGGAUAUACAACCUUCUGUCCCGUUCCGUCGCUCUGUGUUCUCUCCCAUCUUCCUGUGGAGUCUGAUCACUAUGGGAAUGACUCAGCUGAGAAUCAUCUUCUUUAUGGGAGCAAUGAACAAGAUGCUUGAGUUCAUGGUCACCCACGGAGAGAUGCACUCCCCUGAAGAACUGGUGGAGGCAGAGCUGAAAGUGAGCUUCUACUCGUCCAUCUUUGGCACACUGCAGCUCUUGUGUCUGGUAACCUGUCCUCUGAUUGGAUACAUCAUGGACUGGAAGAUGAAAGAGUGUGAGGUGGAUCAGAAGACAGUGGAAGGAGAGAAAGAAGCUGUUGCUGUACCAAAGCGUGACAGAAAGAUCCAGAAGUUGACCAAUGCCAUGAGAGCCUUCACUUUCACAAAUGUUCUGCUCUUUCUGUUUGGGAUCCUCUCACUCAUAGACAACCUACCUCUGCAGAUUCUGACUUUCAUUUUGCAUACUAUGGUACGAGGCUUCAUUCACUCGUGUUGUGGAGGCCUGUAUGCUGCUGUGUACCCAUCCAAUCAUUUUGGCACACUCACCGGGCUGCAGUCUAUGAUCAGUGCUGUGCUGGCUCUACUGCAGCAGCCCCUCUUCAUGAUCAUGUUGGGACCUCUGAAUGGAGAUGCUUACUGGAUCAACGUGGGGCUUCUGAUCUUCUCACUGUCCGGUUUCCUGUUGCCGGGAUACUUGUUCUUCCAUCGCAAACAACUUCGUGAGAAAAGGGCUGAAGGAAAAGCUAACGGGCACAUUCCUGUCGAGGAUCAAGCUGUAAACCAGCCUCUGACCAACGGACACAGCAACGGUCACGUCCCGCAGGAAGCUUAACUCAAUAACGGAGCGUCGCAGGACUUUACACAUUUCAGCCGCAUCGACUCUGCCAUUCCCAACAUCCUCAUUUAACACGCAACUUUUUCAUUUUUUGUUGUAUGCGAGACAUGUGGUUGACGCUUGCAAGAGCAGAUGUCAGAUCAGUAUUGUCUUGUUCAGUGAUCUGUAUUAAAAAUCUCAAAAUCUGCCUGUGAAAAGUAUGCAAUGCUUUCACAAGUUUUUAGAGGAAUAUUUAUUGAACUGCGCACACGUUGGCUGUGAUUCACGGACAUGAACUACCUCAGCCAACCGCUGGACUCUCAGAGGGAACGGUUUCUGCCUGUUCAGCGUCUGCUCUCCUUCACAGAAGAGAAAGAGUGUUGAUUAUUGUGUGUAUUAUUGUGCCUGUUUUUCUGUCUAUGAUUGAAAACUUGAGAGACAAUCAACACAAGCAUUUCAGCGAACACCAAAGAUACUGCUUUUUAAAGUGUAUCACUUUAUUCUCCUCUUUUAGUUUCACUACAUUAUGUGUUAUCCCAAAGCAAAAACAUUUCAGGCAGAUUUAACAAGGUUUUUUUUAUAAAGCAACAGAAAUGAAUUUUUUGUGUUAUUAGCUUUUUUCCCUCUGUGUAUUUCAUUGAAAGGGAAUUAUAUUUUUGUAUUUCUGUUAUUGUGAUAUUGUUUCUCUUUUAAUGCGUAUGACAUGAUGCAAGUAGAUGUGCUUUGUAUAUAAUAGAACAUGCAUUCGUGAUAUUUGCGUAAACUUGUGGGGUGGGUUGAUUGGGUGUUUUUUAAAAGUUAGGAACUAAUGGCAUGCUUACAGCAGUGUCUUUCAAAUGUCAAUAUGACUUCUUGUUUAUUUGUGUGAAAAUAGUGCCUUCUGUUAUUAUUUAAAGUCAUCAUUUAAAUCUCAAUUUUAGAGAUGUGGGAAACCAAAGCCAUUGGAUCUUACUGGACAUGGAAGUGUCAAAGCCAUAUGGGAUUAUUGGAGAUGCAGAUGUGUGAGAGGAAGAGAGUAUCCAUGUACCGAGUGCAAGAAUGUCAAAUUUGAAAUACCAAAAACAUUAAAAAAAGGAAUAUUGUGAA
Pimephales promelas (fathead minnow) is the source of this 3130-nucleotide messenger RNA. RefSeq names its product solute carrier family 43 member 1a (gene slc43a1a). Gene Ontology annotation, biological process: transmembrane transport; neutral amino acid transport. Lineage: Eukaryota; Metazoa; Chordata; Actinopteri; Cypriniformes; Leuciscidae. The record is from RefSeq and is a predicted model, not a curated record. Gene Ontology annotation, molecular function: neutral L-amino acid transmembrane transporter activity; L-amino acid transmembrane transporter activity.